Messenger RNA from Racocetra persica, 125 nucleotides. NCBI's taxonomy places the organism in Eukaryota, Fungi, Glomeromycota, Glomeromycetes, Diversisporales, Gigasporaceae. The record is from the annotation of a GenBank genome assembly.
AAGAAGGAAGUUUCAAUGAAGCCAAACCCGAUGAAGCAAGAUCCAAUAAAGUAAAGCCUAAAGAUCCUAAUGAAGCCAAACCUGAUGAAGCAAGAUCCAAUAAAGUAAAGCCUGAAGAAGACCCA